CUCUUGAUCGCCAGAGGUGUCGCUCUGUUUGCUGGUGAUGUGUGUGUCCUUGGAAAUCAACACUAAAGUCUUCAGCGACCGUUCACAACAUAUUGUGCACUUUGAAUGAUGACAGUACAGGUAAACAGUAUUGACGAUUUAAGGUCAGCAGACGUGUAGUUUUGAUGUGACAUGUCGGGUGAUAAGAAACCGAAGCUAUGCCCAGCCUCCGACAUGCAGGAUACAGGGGAUAGGGAAAUCGGUACCCCCAGUGCUACUGCCGGCAUCCCCCAAUUGGCGGAUGGACCAGAGCUUCACAGUUCUACUGACUUCAAACUGGGACCUAUGGCUCAACCUCCUUACCAAGGCCAUCAAAAAAUCCUGCAUAAGGUGACGUCUGACACAGUUUCAGUGUCAGGUGAGCCAACACAGUUGGACGGGACAUGUACACUGGCUAAGAAUGAUAUUUUUCAAGACGGCCCAGUUGACCGGGAGCAGCACAUGUCAACUGAAUGGACACAGGCACCAGUGCCUCAGCAGUUUCAUCCAUAUCUUCAUCCACAGAUGACCGGAACUUUUCCAAUGACUUAUCAAGGGGAUCAGUAUCCCGAUGGGUUCUCAACAGGCCAAGAGUGUUCUCCAUACCAGAAAUACCAACUUCAGUCAGAAACAAGUUCUCUCCAACCGCCGAAUCCUAUGAUGCCCCAGGGCCAAGUGACGAUUUUGCAACACUUCUUUGAUAAAGCUAAUGUUUACGAAGCUAAAGAUGUUCAAGGCCCAAGUUACCAAAUAGGUGAAUCUCCAUUGAUUAACAUCAUAGAAUCUACAAAAGCAUUCAUAAAGAGCUAUGACAUGUCAUCACAUGUAUCAACAUUUGUAGAAAGAUCUGCCUUAAGGAUGAUGAAGAGACUCUAUUUUAAUGGUUCUCUCUUUAUCAAGGGAAGACAUGGCACUGGUAAAACUAGACUUGGUGUCCACCUUCUUGCAAAGCUAUCUAAAGAAUCGAAAAGGACACCACUAGUUCUGACUUCAGCACUCGACUGGCACUUAAUUCCGAAAACCAAAAGCCACUCUGAAAAGGGCCAGAGGAAAUUCAUUGUGAUGAUUGACGACAUGUUUGGCACCAGUCACUUGUCCAAAGCAGCACUUGAUGAGUGGGAGAAGCUGUUUGACCUUAUGUGGCCAACGGUUGAGUCAGGGCAAAUAUGUUUGAUAGUGACUUCACAAACUGACAUCUUCUCAAAGUGUAAAUGUCGUGUAUCGAAGUACAAGCUAAUGAAACGCAUGACCAUGUUAGAUCUAGACGGAAAAUAUGCUCUACGUCCCAAGGAGAAAACGAAGUUAUUUUCGAAACAAUGUGGGCGACUAAAUUUGAAAAAGGAAGAGAUACAGGAGAUAGUGGACACAAAAACAUGUGUGGGUUUUCCCAGAUGCUGUGAGCUAUUUUCUAAGAGAGUGAAAGUCAAGAAGGGAACAUCAUAUGGCUAUGCAUAUGAUUUCCUUACAACUGAUGUCUCAAUGCUGAAAGACAAUGAUCAACUUGGAUACUUAGUUCUCCUGCUUAUAUUGAUGAAAGGAAGUCUUGAUGCCAAGAUGCUCGACAACCCACCUAGGGAAUUGAAGAAUCUAAUUGAUGAUCUUAGUGACACAUGCGUAUCAUUGGAUCGUGUGCCGAACUGUAGAAGCAUCAAGGAUAAGGCAAAUGAACUCUCUGGCACCUACCUCAAGAAGAGGAAAAACAUCUUUGAAUUUGAACAUAUAGCAAUUUCUGAUUUUGUGUUCCUCGAUGCUGCAAAAACACAUCUGAAAAUGUUCCUUGACGAGUGUUCUGUUGAUGUACUUGUUAAGUUUGUCAGAGUUGCAAGGUCAGACAUAUCGCCUAAUGAAGAUGAAUCUCUUGUCAACAUUGAAUGUGACUUACAUGAGGAGUUCAUUGAAAGGAUUAUUAACAUUCUUCUGGAUGACGGUGUACUUAAAAUACUUGAGCACCCAUGUUUUAGCGACAUCACAUUCAUUAAUUCCAUAGUGGAUAAUAAUGAUAACAUUGCAUUGAGGCUUGCUAAAAAAGACAUUGGUGGUUGUAGUUGCUAUUGUAAUAUCUUCAACCAAGAGAUCUUUGAGGAAGUGACUGCUGAUUCGAUCGACACGAUCUGUGAAACUUCAGACAUCUUUCGGGAGGAUAAACUAUUUACCUAUGGGCAUCUUCUCUCAUUUGUCAUCAUGAAAGAGUUGCUUCAGUUUGCCAAUUCAGUUCUGUUCAAACAAGAUCUGGCUGAUCUACCAAGUUCCUUGUUAAAUGAAGCUCUGACCUGUUACAUAUACCACAAUAACCACGAAUCAGUCUUGAAACUAUUGAGCAAGGGAACACAGACGUCUCUUGACAGCAUCAAGGCCCUAUGUUGUGUUCCGCAGGCUGAUCCACACAUGGUGGACACAGUGUUUGAGAAGACACAGUGGAGAGACAUACAUGACUGGACACAGCUACUGUCACUUGCGAUUCAGUUCGGAAACAUCAGAGUAACAAAGCUACUUGUGGAUAAAAUGAUAUCUGAAGAGAAAAACAAUAAGGCUUUCGCUAAAUGUUUGACCCAACUUCUGUACCAAACAUCUGGCUUCAUUCUACAAACUGAAUGCAUAGCCAAGGAUAUUGAUGUCCUGCAUUUUAUGAAUAUCCUUUUGGAUACAGAAUGUUCAUAUGAUAAAGACAUUCUCCUGAGUGUAGCAGCAGGUCAUGCCAAUGCUGACAUACUGAAACGCUUACUGGAAGUCACCUCGAUCUGCCAGGAUAAAGAACAGGUACUUUUAAGAUAUGCUACUCUUUAUGGCUCAGUCCAGUGUCUCGAGGAACUUCUAAAGGGAAGUGUUAAUGUCAGGUUUAAUAGGGCUGUUGGCAAACAGAAAGAUACACUUUUGCACUGUGCGGCAAGAUCGCCAAUGGACAGUCUCUCAAAGAUCAAGGGAUUGUUGCAGUCAGAUACGGCAAAAGAAGGCCUUGGAGUGAAUGUGACUGAUGGACAAAAUAACACUCCCCUCCAUUUUGCAGCCUUAAGGGGAAAUGUUGAUUGUGUGUUGGAACUAUUAGAUAAUGGUGCAGAUGUUACAUGUUUGAAUGAGGCUGAGGUUACACCCCUGCAUUGUGCAGCCCUCUCCAACAGUCGUGAGUGUAUGCAAGUCAUAUGCCAGUCAGGUCAAACACUCAGUAACGGGAUACCAUUAUAUGAGCUGUGUUUUCAUGAACCAACCAGAACCCAUAUUCUUGGCUGCUUCAACUCUCAUUACAAAGAUCUACACGCAGUGGUCAAAACUGGUAAUCCUAAGUUAGUAAUUGAAAACCUGAAGAUCCUUCUGGCCAGUAAACUGUCCAUUGACAGAACCAAUAGCAAUGGUGAGACAUGUUUGUUUAAUGCUUGCAAUGUCAACAAUCUGGAAGUACUGAAGGUGCUAUGCAGAGGAACAGAGCGUAUACAUACGACAUCAAGGGGAAGAUGUCUCCUUCACGCAGCUGCGGCACACGGGGACCUGGAAAUGGUAGAGUUCCUGUGUGAAAAAGGAGGGGAUGUAAGAAAGACGGAUAACGUGGGACAAACAGUUGUACACGCAGCAGCAGGAUCCAGUCUUGAAGCCGCUGAAAAGUUGUAUUAUCUCAUUGAAGAAAAACAUGCACCCUUCCUAGCUGCUGACAAGACUGGACGUACCCCACUGUUCCCCGCUGCGGAGUUCGGUGACAGGGAGGUUGUGGAGUAUCUGUUGGAGAAAGGUGUAGACCAGAAAAGGCUUGACGACUCUGGGAAGUCAGCAUUAGAUGUAGCAGCUCCAUCUAAUCGUGAUGUAUUAAGGCGGUUGCCCUCAACAGAAUAGAGUCUGCAAUAUUUCGGAAAUUUGAAACUGAUUGAAGCAGCUAAUGAGAUUCAGGGGAAUAUUUGUAUGUGAAGGAGAUGAGAUGACAUGUAGAGAAAUGCAUGGAUUUUGAGGAAAAUGUCAGUGUCUUUGUAAAUUAGUUGAACAAUUAACCAUAAAAUUCUCAAAAUUAACUAUGUAUGUACUCUAAGAUCGUUUUAUGUUGUAUUACCCACGGAGGUGGGGGAGAGACAGGUUGUGAGAUACUCAAUCCGUACGUCACACAUGAAAGACCAUUGCGGAAAUAUUUUUUUCAUUCACAAACAAUAACCAGAUUUUUUCGAGUUUAAUCCGUUUUUAACGAAACAAGAUCGCCGAAGGCAUUCACUUUGCGUUCUAUAUGAGUUAUGCAUAGAUCUAUUACAGAUGUUAUUUAAUCGAGUUAUAUCCGUUUGCGAAAUACCUCUACAGAUAAAUGGUGGUAACUAUGAGUGUGAUGCACCUGACCACUUUCGCGACAUUCAAUUCAAUUUAAUGUGAAUUGUUAAGCAAUAAGACACGUUUGAACAAUUUGGACCAUUAUGUUCGGUCAUACUAAAUAACGCCCGGGGGCGUCCGGAAACGUCCGGGAGCGUCCGGAAGCGUCCGGGCAAUGCCAGGGAGCGUCCGGGAGAAUGCUACUAAAUAAUAAAGUGUAUUCUCUA
Molecule: messenger RNA, 4520 nt
Organism: Haliotis rufescens (red abalone)
Lineage: Eukaryota; Metazoa; Mollusca; Gastropoda; Lepetellida; Haliotidae
Exons: 5
Coding region: 172-3837 (1221 amino acids)
Molecular function (GO): protein binding
Source: RefSeq, a predicted model, not a curated record